Molecule: messenger RNA, 1872 nt
Organism: Trypanosoma conorhini
Lineage: Eukaryota; Euglenozoa; Kinetoplastea; Trypanosomatida; Trypanosomatidae
Product: putative cAMP phosphodiesterase A
Exons: 1
Coding region: 1-1872 (623 amino acids)
Biological process (GO): signal transduction
Molecular function (GO): 3',5'-cyclic-nucleotide phosphodiesterase activity
Source: RefSeq, a predicted model, not a curated record
AUGGCGAUGCUAAGAGAGCUGCAGCUGUGUCCCAGUCUGUUCGCCACGACGACGGAUCAGUGCUCAGUUAUGGCAAAAAUGAAUGACUGGGCUGAGUGCCUGUGUGUCCGCGUGGUGACGCCUAGCGGGGCCUGCUACGAAGACGAGUUUGACGAGGACGGCCUUUCCAGGGUGAAGGCGACCCUUGGGGAACACUUAAGCUGGGCGCAUUUCUUUGGUGUAGUGCGUGUGGCCUUCAACACUGGCCAGGUGACUGUGCAAGUGACAAGCGACGCUUCUGUAGCGGUUCUGUGUCAUGUUGCCUCCGCCGGCGACGACAGUGAAGGUUGUGUGGCGGAGUUUACUGUGAGUAGGGUGGAUGCGCCUCUGAUGCCGACGCUUGUGAAGGCGCUGGUCGAUGCUUACCAUAUGCAGGCCCAUCCCAAGGCACAGCAGCAGCAGCUGGGCAAGCUGACCGAGGAGCUUCUCCAAGCGAAAAUGCGGGCGGAGCAAGUGGAAAGGGAGCUUCGUUUUUUGAAGGAAAGUGCUCUGAGGAAAAUAAAACUUGACACUCAGAAUACCCAGCGAAUUGAAAAACUGCAGGAAAAGAUUGCCAACUACACACUGAAUUCCCACGAUGGCAGCCAUCUUGCUGCAGCGGAAAAUGGAGGAGACACCCGUGGGGGGAGUUGCAGCACCGCGGCCCCCUCUACUAGAGGUCGUAUUAGACAGCCGCUUGGAGAGAAGGAGUGUAAGUCGUAUGAUCCUGAGCUUCUCUCUCUCAUCAAAAGUCGCUGGAUGACCGAGUCUGAUAUUGACGCGAAUUCCGCAUCUAAGCACGUCAUUAUGCCUCUCACUUUAUCCGCGCUGCCGAAUGGAACCCCCGUGUUUGCGAACAAACAACAGCAAGUUAUAUGGGAAGCCCUAGAUAAGUUGGAUGAGUGGGACUAUAACGUUUUCGAUGUACAAAGCGCCAUGAGCGGGGAUGAUUUCGCGACGCUGCGGCUUCAACCAAACGGUGGUUCGCUUUUUAUAACCAUGUACGCACUGUUGAUAAAGUAUAACUUUCUUUCAAAGUUUAACAUUGAUGAACAGAUUGCGUUGAACUGGAUCAGUAACGUCGAGGCUGGAUAUAAUGGCAAUCCGUAUCACAACUCCAUGCAUGCGGCAGAUGUUCUGCACGUCACCCACUACAUGCUAAGCAGGGGAGGAAUGAAAAAGCGUUGUCAGUUAUCCGACCUACAGGUGUUUGCGGCCCUCUUUUCGGCAGCUAUACACGAUUACAAUCACCCGGGUGUGAAUAAUAACUUUCAUGUCAGGACACAAUCAUAUAACGCAAUACUUUACAAUGAUCGCAGUGUACUGGAGAACUUGCAUGUCUCUAGUGUGUUUGAGCUGAUGAAAAAUCCAAGAUUCAACAUACUCGAGAACUUUUCAGAGGAUCAACGGAGGGAGUUUAGGGAAACCGUUAUUGAGAUGGUAUUGGCUACAGAUAUGGGUUUGCACGGAAAGUACAUUGCGCAGUUUAAGCGUCGUCUUGGGGAACACGCGAGUUUUACGGAGCGCGAAGACCAAAAUCUUGCUCUAGCCAUGACGCUGAAACUUGCUGACGUCUCAAACUGUAGCCGGCCGCUUGACAUUUACCUCAAGUGGAGCGCCAAGGUGUCGGAUGAGUUUUACCUGCAGGGGGAUCGGGAGCGGAACUUGGGUUUUGAGUGUAGCCCGUUCAUGGACCGCCUGGACCCCGUCCUCGCCAAGGGGCAGAUUUCAUUUAUGAACUACAUCAUUAUCCCCUUUCUUGAGUUGAUGGUGGGGUUGCUGCCCAACAUGCGAAUUUCGUUGGAGUGUGCUGAAAUCUGCAGGAAGUACUGGAUGCAGUCUGGGGAGAAGUGA